Molecule: messenger RNA, 1281 nt
Organism: Caenorhabditis remanei
Lineage: Eukaryota; Metazoa; Nematoda; Chromadorea; Rhabditida; Rhabditidae
Exons: 8
Coding region: 1-1281 (426 amino acids)
Biological process (GO): protein secretion
Cellular component (GO): endoplasmic reticulum membrane
Molecular function (GO): guanyl-nucleotide exchange factor activity; protein binding; GTPase activator activity
Source: RefSeq, a predicted model, not a curated record
AUGACAAUCUUCGGUGGAGGCCAGCAGAAGCAAGCACCGCUUAUCGGAGACUCGGGUAUUCCUGCAUAUUGUCUCAAAAAAAUCGGCUCACGACAUAUUUUGGUAGCCGGUGGCGGAGGAGCUUCGAAAACUGGAGUUCAGAACGAAAUUCAGACCCAUCUCUUCACUACCGGCAGUGCUAACAAAGAUGUUGGAUUUCAAGCACAAUUAGUCGACACUUUUGACACGGGUUCAAUGGCCACAAUGAAUAUGGAUGUCGCUUGUGCCGUUGAUGAAAACGCCGCGAAAUAUGUUAUUGCUGCGGGACAAGAUGAUAACUGUGUCUUGUACAUGACUCGAAAAUUCCGAUUAAAUGAGCUGGAAAACGACAGUUUAUGUUUCGAAAUCAGUAAAGUCGCUCAAGUUCGAUCGGAUUAUCAUUCCACGAGCGCCUAUCAAAAAUGCGUUCGUUUCGACAAAAAUUCGCGAGGAAAGAUUUUCGCGACGGGCGGUGCUGAUGGAUAUAUUCGGUUAUGGGAUGCUCAAGUGGUUUUCCGAGCUGAAAACGAAAAUGCCCAACCAGUACUUAAAAUUCAAGCACACAAAGCAGAUGUAGAUGAUAUUGAUUUUUCGAGUGAUUCGAAUUCUAUAAUUUCUGUUGGCGCUGAGGGGGCAUUCUUGUGGAGUAAACAAACUGGAGAACGACUCCUUGAUUUGCAGUUCCCAAUUGAAAUUGCCAGAGGAUUUAAGAUGCGAUCAGCACGUUGUACACCUCUUGGAAAUGCUAAUGGAAGUACCGUAUUCGUCGCUGCAUACAAUUCGAUUUCAAGAGGAUCCAAGGAUCAAGCAUGUUACUUAUCACUGUGGACGUUUAAUAGUCAGAGAAAAGUGGCACGUCCGAUUGUGACAAAAUUGAUAGCCAAGAAUCAGGCAAUUUCCUCCUUGGCUGUCUCUGAUUGCGGUAACUACACAGCUGUCGGCACAAUGUCUGGAGGUGUCGGAGUAUUUGAUACUCACGAAUUCCGUCGUCUCUACUUUGCUCCGGAAUCCCAUGGUCUCUUCGUCACUGGAAUCGAAUUCGUCUCUAAAGUUGCCCCAUCAAAUUGUGAAGAUAUUCGACAAGAAACGCCGGGAAUCGCUUCAGGAUUCCGUUGUGCUGUUGUCACUUUGGCUGCUGAUAAAACAAUGCAACUUCAUCGUGUUCCUCAUGCUCAACCACAACCAUUUAGUGAAUUUUUGUUUAUUAUAUCAUUUAUUAGUUUAAUUUUCACAUGGUUAGCAUCAUUUUUAAUUGUGGUGUGA